Molecule: messenger RNA, 1830 nt
Organism: Halichondria panicea
Lineage: Eukaryota; Metazoa; Porifera; Demospongiae; Suberitida; Halichondriidae
Product: protein phosphatase 1A-like
Exons: 6
Coding region: 269-1600 (443 amino acids)
Biological process (GO): protein dephosphorylation
Molecular function (GO): protein serine/threonine phosphatase activity; magnesium ion binding; manganese ion binding
Source: RefSeq, a predicted model, not a curated record
AUACGGAUAAAUACGGAGGGUAUCCAGGUUGCAAAAUUAAAAAUGGCUGUUACAUUUGAAUGUCUGUGAACUAAUCUAAAGCUAGCUAACUUGUGUCUACUUGAACAAAGACAACCACGCACCAUAGAACACUAUUGCUGAAGCCUGGGCGUGUGAUUUUCGAAACUGCUGAGUAUUACUGACCAAGCAAAUUUCAGGAUUGCGUAACCUUAUUCUUAGUUAAUUAUCUCAUGAACACUUGACUUUUGAAACAUAGCUACUGAGAAAGAUGGGAGCCUUUUUAGAGAAACCUAUAACCGAGAAGAAAACAGACGAAGGAGUGGGCAAAGGCCUCAAGUAUGGAGUGUCAGCCAUGCAGGGUUGGAGAAAAGAAAUGGAGGACAAGCAUGUGUGCUCAACAAACUUCAGUCUACCAGAGCAUGCCUUUUUUGGAGUGUUUGAUGGUCACGCAGGAGUUGGAGCUUCAACGUACUGUUCUGAAAACCUAUUAAUCCGUGUUGUCGAACUCCUCAAGGACAAACCUACUCCUAGCAUAGAAGAAAUAAAAACUGCCUUGAGUGCAGGAUUUCUUGCUCUUGACGUGGACCUCAGAAAAGUACCUGGUUGGUCAUCAGGGGAGAUUCGUGGCGGAACUACGGCAGUCACAGUCAUGAUCACACCGGACAAGAUAAUCUGGGGCAAUUGCGGCGACUCUCGAGGGAUUUUGUGUCGAUCUGGCGAAGUCCAUUUUGUAACUCAAGACCACAAGCCCAGCAACGACGGAGAGAGAAAAAGAAUCGAAAAAGCCGGUGGUUCGGUUAUGAUGCAACGUGUUAACGGAUCUCUUGCCGUCUCAAGAGCUUUGGGGGACUUUGAGUUUAAGAUGGUCGAUGACUUGGGGCCAACAGAGCAGCUGGUAUCCCCCGAGCCAGAGAUGACUGUCCUGGACCGAGAUAACGAACACGAUGAGUUUUUGUUACUCGCCUGUGAUGGUGUGUAUGAUGUCAUGUCAAAUGAAGAAGUAAUUAAAUUUGUUGGUAACAAGCUCAAGCUAACGUCUAAUCUUCCUCAAAUUUGCAGUGACUUGAUUGAUUUGUGUCUGCACAAGAACAGCCGUGACAACAUGAGUGUGAUCCUGAUCACCUUUGAGGGGGCACCCCAGGUGUCGGAGGAGGCUAUUGCAGAGGAUAAGAAGCUACAAGAGAAAGUUCACGCUUUCAUCAGGGAAGUGAUUAAAAAGCUAGUAGAAGUUGCCAGUGACCCUCUAGAGUUGGAGGAAAACGAAGUUCUCAUGAGAGUGGGGGAGGCAGCCAAAACUGAUGAAGUGCUAUUAGAGUAUGACUUCUCCUCACAGAGACCAUUUGUGGUGGAUGUUCUGGCAGAAAAGAAAAAAGAGAAAUUUGGGGAGCCACGAAAUUAUGACGGCCCUACUGACGCCUCAGAGGCUCCAUCCGACUUCUUUUUUCGACAUCCAGCAGAUGAUAUUUUCCCUUCUCAACCCCCACCUACUGUACCGAUGGAAGAGGGUGGUAGCGAUUCGCCGCUGAUUACAGAGAACCCCCCAACAACAGACGGCCUAUCUUCUCCUCUACAAACUGAUAGCAGUACUAACUCGGUGUAAUUUGUUCACCUCUACUAGCUCUAGAGUAUGUCUUUAAAAGUGUACGUAUGCUAGUGUUUAUUAAGAUAACGAGUUUCAGCCUGGUUGUGUUUGUGUUGUGUGUUGUGCUUGAACUGGGCAUUGGUACUUACUGGAUUUUACAUUGCUGAUCGUGUGUGACUGUAGUCAGUUUAUAUAAUUUCUGUGAUAAAUGUGCACACACUUAUAUUAAUACUUAUAUGCAACUUUCA